Messenger RNA from Pipistrellus kuhlii (Kuhl's pipistrelle), 2283 nucleotides. RefSeq names its product homeobox D9 (gene HOXD9). The record is from RefSeq and is a predicted model, not a curated record. The coding region runs from base 504 to 1541 and encodes 345 amino acids. NCBI's taxonomy places the organism in Eukaryota, Metazoa, Chordata, Mammalia, Chiroptera, Vespertilionidae. The transcript is spliced from 2 exons. Gene Ontology annotation, biological process: regulation of transcription by RNA polymerase II; proximal/distal pattern formation; embryonic skeletal system morphogenesis. Gene Ontology annotation, cellular component: nucleus. Gene Ontology annotation, molecular function: RNA polymerase II cis-regulatory region sequence-specific DNA binding; DNA-binding transcription factor activity, RNA polymerase II-specific.
GCCCUGCGGGCCCCGCGCGUCGCGACCGGCGGGUCCCGGCUCCGGCCAAGGGCUCGGUGAAGCCCAGGACGCGCGGCUGGCAGCGCGGCGGAGCCCGGGAGCCGGGGAGGCAGCGCCGGGACGGACUGGAAGGCCCAGGGCGGCCGGAGGAGGCGAACAAAUAGUCCCGGCGCCGCCUCCUGCGGCCGCGGCCCGGCGUGCGGUCCCGGCCGUCCGAGGGCUGGCCGCGCGCCGUGGGGCCGAGCUGGGCGCACCGGCCCGGGCCCCGCAGGCUCUAAUUGCGGCGCUUAUGUUGAUGAUGAUGAUUUUUUUUUUAAUCACAGCAGCCCCCAGUUUAGCGGACUGAUUUACUCCCGGUAUUGGUAAAUAUGAUCACGUGGGCCGCGCGACCAAUGGUGGAGGCGGCAGGCUGCGAGCUAGUCGGCGGCGCGGGCGCCGGCGGGGAGCGGCGCGGCGCGCGGCGGGCAGUGUAACCUUGGCUGGGAGCGCGGCGCCGCCGCAGCAUGUCCUCCAGCGGCGCCCUCAGCAACUACUACGUGGACUCGCUCAUAGGCCAUGAGGGCGACGAGGUGUUCGCCGCGCGCUUCGGGCCGCCCGGGCCCGCGGGCGCGCAGGGCCGGCCCGCAGGUGUGGCCGACGGCCCGGCCGCCGCCGCCGCCGAGUUCGCCUCGUGUAGUUUUGCCCCCAAAUCGACCGUGUUCUCCGCCUCGUGGUCCGCGGUGCCCGCCCAGCCCCCGACGGCGGCGGCGAUGAGCGGCCUCUACCACCCGUACGUGCCCCCGCCGGCCCUGGCCGCCGCCGCCGCCGCCGAGCCCGGCCGCUACAUGCGCUCCUGGAUGGAGCCGCUGCCCGGCUUCCCGGGCGGCGCGGGCGGCGGCGGCGGCGGCGGCGGCGGCCCGGGCCCCGGCCCCAGCCCCGGCCCCAGCGGCCCACCCAACAGGCGCCACUACGGGAUUAAGCCUGAAACCGGAGCGGCCCCGACCCCAGCGGCCGCCGCCGCCGCCGCCUCCUCCUCCUCCACUUCCUCGUCUUCCUCCUCCAAACAGACUGAGUGCUCCGCGGCCCGGGAGUCCCAGGGGAGCGGCGACCCCGAGUUCCCAUGCAACUCGUUCCUCCGGGACAAGGCGGCGGCGGCGGCUGGGGGAACGCGGCCGCCGGGGACAGGCAUCGGGCCCGGGGCAGGCGGCUCCUCGGAGCCCUCGGCUUGCAGCAACGACCAUCCGAGCCCGGGCUGCCCGCUGAAGGAGGAGGAGAAGCAGCAGCAGCAUCCGCAGCCGCCACCGCAGCAACUUGACCCAAACAACCCCGCUGCCAACUGGAUCCACGCUCGCUCCACCCGGAAAAAACGCUGUCCCUACACCAAAUACCAGACGCUGGAGCUAGAGAAGGAAUUCCUCUUCAACAUGUACCUCACCCGGGACCGGCGCUACGAGGUGGCCAGGAUUCUAAACCUCACAGAGAGACAAGUCAAAAUCUGGUUCCAGAAUCGUAGGAUGAAAAUGAAAAAGAUGAGCAAGGAGAAAUGCCCCAAAGGAGACUGACCCGGCCGGCGAGGAGCCGCUGGCAGGACCGCUCUGCUUUGCAAAGGCAGUGGGGAUUUUUUGUGUUGUUUUUUUUUUCUUUUCUUUGUGGGUGCUUGAUUUCCAGAAACUCUCCCGUGAUUCCGGACAUGUUACCCCGUUUUUAGGUAGAAGUGACUGUGUGGUUGGUCUCUGUGAGGUAUUGGGGGGGCUCUGUAUUUGCUCGCUUCUGUGUUGGAGAAAACCAAGUGGCUUUGGGGUUUUCGCCCUGCCCCGCGCCCUCCGUUUCCUGCCCCGUUGGUUCCUUAGGAAAUGCUGUGUUUUGUGAGUGCACGCUGGCCCGAACAGCUCUCUCCUUUGUAAAAGCCCUCCGUGUUUCUGAAAAGCGCUGCAGUGUAGCCCCCAGCGCUGCUCAGGCAGGAGCCACACGCGCCUCACUGGGGAGCAUGAAGGCGGAGGACUGCAGCGUGGACGCCCGAGGAGGAGGCCCAACGAGGCCCGGCCCGAGGCCCGGCCGGGUAGCCCAACGGUUACUGAAAGCCCUCUUUCCUGGGGAGCCGAAAGAGGAGCCCAGGGCCUCCGGUGGGGCGGAGGGGGGCAUUGUCGGUGCACUGGAGGGGUCGCUGUCACGGGAGGGCUCCCCUCGCGUGGGCGGCUGCGGGGGUCGGCCCUCCCCGUUCCUGCCUGAGGACCAGUUGUAAAUGUUACCGCUUCCUACCAAUAAAUGCUGACCUGAUUAAACGGAGCCCAGAUACCGGCCCUG